AUGGGCUCAUCCACGGUAGACGAGGCCUCGGUCUUGGCCCGGUUCGAUAAGCUCGUCGGGGAAGGAAUCGUCAUGUAUGAGGAGGAUAUGGAGAAGAUUUACCACGAGGACGGAGGCUUCAAGUUCGAGUUCCGCAUCACCGCGGCUCUGAAAAGCAAGCCCGCCGCCGUGGGGCACAACGCCGAGCUGGACGACGCGAAGGCCGGCGCCGACGGCGACUUUGGGAGCCCCGCAACCGCACCCGCAAACGGGACGCCCAACGGCCGGCCUCCGCGCGGCAUCGAGCUCGACGCCGACGGCCGCAUCCCCGGCGGCGACAUCAGCAUUAAGGGCUACGAGCUCGGUCCCGUCCGCGACACGCACAUCCUCACCUUCAACAAGUUCUGCGCCUACCGGCCGCACCUGCUGCUCAUGACGGCCGACGGGCGGAGGAGGCAGUUCGAGGCGCUCGACGGCGCGGACCUGGCCGCCGCGAGGGAGGUGCUGGGGGGGUUCAAUGAGGGAGGGGCGGCGCGCGGGCGGCGGGAGUACUUGGCCAUUUACAACUGCGGCAAGAACGGCGGGUGCAGCCGGCUGCAUAAGCAUAUGCAGGUCAUACUCGCGCCCGAAGCCAUCCCCAUGUGGCCCGACACGGCCGGUUCGGAGGGGGCGGCGGCGGCGGGAGCGGGACAGGAGCCGCCGUUUCGAUACCUCAUCUACCGGUUCGCCAGGUCCUCAUCCGGCGACGAGGUUGGAGGGAUGCCGUCGGCGGACGACCUGGUCACGGCGUACCGGCGGAUGCUCCGGCAGGCGACGGAGCUGAUCCCGGGACGGGACGCUGUCGUCGAGGAUGACGAGGACGGCAAGAGGGUGGCGAUGCCGCAUAAUGUCAUUCUGGGUCGGAGGUGGAUGGUGGUCGUCCCGAGGGUGACGGACGGGGUGGACGGGGCCGGCGUCAACGCGGCGGGGAUGCUGGGUGUCGUCUGGGCUUCGGAGGUAGGGACGGCCGAGAAGUGGAAGAGGCUGGGGCCGAGGCGGGUGUUGAGAGAGGUCGGUGUUGGAAAAUGA
Messenger RNA from Colletotrichum higginsianum IMI 349063, 1047 nucleotides. RefSeq names its product ATP adenylyltransferase. The transcript is spliced from 2 exons. Gene Ontology annotation, biological process: nucleotide metabolic process. The record is from RefSeq and is a predicted model, not a curated record. Lineage: Eukaryota; Fungi; Ascomycota; Sordariomycetes; Glomerellales; Glomerellaceae. Bases 1 to 1047 code for a protein of 348 amino acids. Gene Ontology annotation, molecular function: ATP binding; ATP:ADP adenylyltransferase activity.